AUGAAGCAAUCCAAAGCUAAAGCAGAUCUACUAAAGAAGUUUGCUGAUAAUCAAGAAGAAGACGAAAUAUUUGGUGAUGUUGAAUCAAUAGAUUUUAGUUCCAAUAGACUGAGACAACAACAACAACAUAGUAGUAAUAACAACAACAAUAACGAUGUUAAUGGAGUAGAUACUCUCAAGAUAAAUCAGUUGCACAUUAACAACCUGCCCCUGUUUCAACUAACUCCCAAGAACGAACUCAACUCAUCGUCACCACAACAUACAAAAUCAAGCAAGUCAAGUACAGGUAAGAAUAACAACGCCUCUAGAGACAGUAACAGCAGUGCUAAACGAAUAACAAGGGAUGCAUUAAGUGAAUAUAGUGAAGAAAAUGAUACCGAUAUAACAUCUGAGCUUUCACAAGAUGAAUUUGAAGGCUGGGAUGAAUGUUUUAGCAAGAAUCAAAGCAUAUAUCAACAAAUGAAUCAGCGAUUGAUUGCCAAGAAAGUGGCACAACAAAAGGAAGCAGAAAGAGAACAAAAGGAAUUACUUGAGUAUAAGCAGAAUCACGAGCAUGGGAUCAAGGAGGAUCCUAAUCGAACUUUAAAAUUACGUGAUGCAGUAGGAGUUGGAAGAGAAGGUUAUAAAUUGACCGCUACUAAUUUGAACAUGUUGGAUCACUUAGAAAAUGACAAAACGAUAAAUUAUGACUUUACGAGAGAUGAUAAUGAUCAGUUUGAAGAUGGGUUUGAUGUUGAUUUCGAAGAGAGUAUUCAAAAGAUUAAACAACAACAGCAACAACAGCAACAACAUCAGCGUCUAAACAUGGGUACGGUCCCAAAGCACGUUUUGAUCAAUAAACAAUCAAUGCCAUCAUUAGCCAAAAAUCACACAAACACAAUCAAGAAAUUCAAAUCAACAAUGGAUUUAACCGGUGAUACAUUACAUGAACCCCCACAAGAGCACCAGCACCCCCAGCAACAACCACAAGGUUUCAAUUUCAACAAUCGGGUGAUUAACAAACUUGAUCGCAUACCUUCAUUUUAUAACAAACCCAAAAUUCCGGAUCCAGAAUCACGCAUUCAAUUACUUGAUAAAUACGCUGAACGGAAAGAUAAAGAUAAAGCUAACGCAAAAGUCAAUGUGAGAGGUAAUACUAAAGGUAUCCAUACCAGUGAUCACCACCAGAAUCACCGAUACCAUCCACACAAGAAAAUGGGCCAUGUACGAUACUUGAAUGAAGGAGGAACAAACAGUAAUGGUGAAGCCUACAACAUAAUUCCACGAUCUAAGUCAAUGGUUUUCAACAAGGCACAAAACCGAUGGGAAGGAAAUGAAGUAGAUUUGCUUCGUUUUGAACAUAAACCAUCAUUGAUCACCUUGAAUGAGAUUAAACCAGCUCACAAAGAUACCAAUUACGAUGCUUUAAACGACGAUGAGUAUGAUGAUGAUUUCCCAGGCAAGAAAAGACAUGGAAACAUGUUGUAUGAUAAUGUUAACCUAAAAUGGAUCAAUUUGGAUCAAGAUGACGAGUAUAUCUUUGAUGACAUACCGGAUUUGAUUGAGCCUUUGGAAACUAUUCGUCAACAUCAUAACCAACAACAACAACAACAGCAUCAACAACAGAUGGUUCAGCAUUCACCAACAAGACCAAAACUUGGUAGUACGAAUACGGUUUACGUUCUUCAAUCACCAAUUUCAAGACGUGGAUUGAGCCAAUUUACUCAAAGGACUACUUCAUCUACAAACACGAUACCCACUCAACAGCAACAUCCAUCUAUGACGAGAUCGAAGUCUACAUUACUACGAUCACAAUCUUCAUUAUCUCAACAACAGCAACAUCAAUCAGCAAACGAUAAUGGAGCAAUGAUACCCCUCGUAAGUCAGAAAUUGAUAGACAAGUUCGCCAAAGAAGAAGCUAAAAUCAACCGCAAGAUUAACCAUUGGUUUAUUGAUGAUAAUAAUGAUGUUAAAUUGGAUUAUUAUUGGGAAAUAAGGAACUUGAUAAUGGAAAAUUAA
Molecule: messenger RNA, 1998 nt
Organism: Lodderomyces orthopsilosis Co 90-125
Lineage: Eukaryota; Fungi; Ascomycota; Pichiomycetes; Serinales; Debaryomycetaceae
Gene: BFA1
Product: Bfa1p
Exons: 1
Coding region: 1-1998 (665 amino acids)
Biological process (GO): mitotic spindle orientation checkpoint signaling; regulation of Ras protein signal transduction
Cellular component (GO): SIN/MEN two-component GAP complex; mitotic spindle pole body
Molecular function (GO): GTPase activator activity
Source: RefSeq, a predicted model, not a curated record